Molecule: messenger RNA, 468 nt
Organism: Dibothriocephalus latus
Lineage: Eukaryota; Metazoa; Platyhelminthes; Cestoda; Diphyllobothriidea; Diphyllobothriidae
Source: the annotation of a GenBank genome assembly
AUGACUCCGGCCAUGGUCAUGCGUCACCUGUUAGAUGCCGACGUUUUCGCCGCGGCCACUACAGAGGACCUCGGCCGGUCUCUGCGGACACCGGCAGGGUUGGCAAGAGCCCUUGGGCAAAUGCUAGACCCCCUCACUUCUUCUAUUGACUGCCCCGGUGGGAAGGCGGCUAGCAACCGAGAGAGGGGGUGGCGUCUGGCCACUCUAGAUUAUGUCCUUUGCCAUCUUCGGGAGGUUGUGGGCCUUCAGGCCCUCAACUGCAUGACCCCUCGGGCACUGGCUCUGUGCUUGGCACCCUUUCUCUUUGGCACCGUUGACAAUGCCGAGACCAACAGUCAGGUGCUGGAGUUCCUAAUUGAGCACUGGCCCCGGCUGUCAAGUGGUCUGUACCGUCGGGGCAGUCAAACGGUGUCCGCAGACAAUCCACAAGGGCCCUUCGCAGAUGCGUGUCUCUAUGCCUGUCGGUGA